Messenger RNA from Phaedon cochleariae (mustard beetle), 3615 nucleotides. NCBI's taxonomy places the organism in Eukaryota, Metazoa, Arthropoda, Insecta, Coleoptera, Chrysomelidae. The record is from the annotation of a GenBank genome assembly.
CCUCCUUCGUCCGUUGAAAUAUUAGAUCAUUCACAUAACUCGAAGAUCGAAAUAAAAGAAAAUCAAGAGUUCCAUUUGGAGUGCAGAGUGAGAAACGCCAAGCCUGCGGCUAAAAUCGUCUGGUAUAGGGGAAACGUUGAGAUUAAUAUACCAAAUCGUGAAGACCAAACGGUAGAUGUCCCAGCCAAAAACGGUGACAAGCGCAUCACACGGUAUGACACUCACUCCAGGAUCACUCUGAAACCCACUGCUGAAGACGACUACGCCGAAUACACCUGUGAAGCUAGACACGAAGCUCUGUCUCAGGAUUUCCCUAUGAGGACGACCGUUCAACUUAGCGUACUCUACCCCCCUGGUCUCCCCUACAUAGAAGGUUACACCGAAGGGGAAACAAUCAGGAGAGGCCAGAACAUAGAACUGGUGUGCAGGAGUAGAGGGGGUAAUCCCCCUGCUCAACUCAUCUGGUACAAAAACAGCGAGCAGAUCAGAAUGGCAUACAGAACCGCCGGUAGGGUUUCUGAGAACGUAUACACUUUCACGGCCGAUGCUAGCGAUAACAAAGCUAGGUACAAAUGCGAAGCCAGUAAUGUCAUGUCCAAAGCUCCUUUGAAGGCAGAAAUCGACUUGAGCGUAUUGUUUUCUCCAUCACAUGUCACAAUAUCUGGCCCCACAGAGGCUAGAGUAGGCGAUCCAGUGCCCCUAACAUGUACUACAGCUAAUUCUAAUCCGCCAGCUGAAAUUAAAUGGAUGGUGGCUGGUAGGCAGAUUCGCAAUGCUACUUCAAGGACUGUUGUUUCACCAGAAGGUGGCUGGAUCACUACUUCCAACAUAACUGCAGUAGUUGAACCUAACAGAAGGAGCCUAGUCGUUAUUUGCCAUGGAAUCAAUAUGCAACUGACUGAGAACGUUGUUUCUACUCAUACCAUAAAUGUUCUAUAUCCUCCUAGUGCUCCUUUCAUUCAUGGUUUCACGGAAGGUUCUCACAUUUCCGCUGGAACUGUUCAAAAAAUCUCUUGUACCUCUUCAGGGGGUAAUCCUUUGGCAGCUGUGACCUGGUACAAAAAUGACAAAAAAGUUCACUCGACCAUCAAAACCUCGGAUAAAUCUGUUACCGCCGAAAUAACCAUUCUAACGAACGUCACUGACAACGAAGCUAGAUAUAGAUGUGAAGCUGCGAAUUCGGCAACAGAAAUUCCUCUGUUCGAAACCAUCACCAUGCGGGUAUUCUUUCCUCCUGAUCACGUCAAGAUUCGUCAAGACCCAGAAGAGUUGAAACCAAACGAGGAAGCAACCUUGAUCUGUGACUCAAGCUCCAGUAACCCACCAGCCAAACUUUCAUGGUGGCGAGAAGGUAUACCAGUACCAGGACUCGUCAACACCACCAAACCUGGACUCCACGGUGGUACCGUGUCCAGUAUAGAAAUGAAAAUAAACGCUACAGAGCAAAUGAACGGCAUAGUUUACACCUGCCAGGCUAACAACGAGGCUUUACAGAGAUCUGUGCACGAUGCUGUAACUCUUCAAGUUUUAUAUAAGCCUGUGUUUGAUCCUAGCAAUGAGGAAUCUGUGACUGGAAUCGAGGAUGAACGUUUAAUAAUAACGUUGAAAGCUGAGGGUAAUCCUCAAAAUAUUGUCUACACAUGGACGAAAGACGGUCUCCCGAUCACGCAAGCAUCAGCAGUAGUAGGAGUGGAAAGAAUAAUAUCUGAUGGUCCUGUGCUUAAUAUAACGAAACUCAGUAGGCAUGACGCUGGGAGCUAUAGCUGCGAGGCUUCCAACUCGCAGGGUAGUAGUUUGGCUACUGUGAAUAUCACCGUACAAUAUUCGGCUUCCAUAGUGCAAAUAAGCGAGAAUGUUAUAGUGAACGCUAAAGAAGAUGCUACUUUGUCUUGUACUGCUGACGGAAAUCCUCUAGCUGACGAUACCAUUACCUGGAAGAGAGAUGAUUUUCCAGAAUUUGCUGCUCGUACUUCAGUCAUGUAUGAUAAAAAUGGCACUUCUUACUUGAGGAUAUCCGGGGUAACUCGAGAAGACCUCGGGAACUUCCAGUGUAUCGCCAAUAACGGCGUUGGGAAUUCUAGUUCUAAGGAGGUUAUACUGAUAGUCAAACAUAAACCGGAGAUAGAUGAACACCCGCAGUUCCUGAAAUUUGCAGGUGAUGCUGGUGAUACUGGGAAGUUGAUUUGCAGAAGUCAAGCAUCACCUUUGGCUAGGUACACUUGGGCUAGAAAUGGUUCUCCAAUAUCUUCAAACACUACUGGAAAAUAUUACAGUACCUAUAGACAAAUUGACAAUCUGAAAUCGGAGUCGACGCUCUACAUCACCCACGUGACCUCUGCCGACUACGGCCUGUACGAGUGCGUCGCAAGAAACGAAUUGGGGUUCUCGACCGUCUCCCCACGCCUGGAAGUCACCUCUCCCCCGGACACUCCGACUUUGCUCACGGUGAUCAACGUGACUCACGACACCGUUUUGCUCGGCUGGACGCCAGGUUUUGACGGCGGCAUGAAAGCCUCCUACAGGAUCAGGUAUCGGAAGGUGGACGAAGAUGGGUACAAGUACGAGGAUGUCGUUGGGGGCAACGUGACCAGUUAUGUGGUGAGGAACUUGGAGGUGAACACCCAGUACGUGUUCUCGAUCAUGGCCUCCAACAAGCUGGGGAAUAGCAAGUUCAUGCCCGAUUUGUUGUCAGCCAAAACUUCAAUGUUUGUUGGCGAUCAUGUCGAAAAAGUGAUUCCGGAGGACUUGCUGGAAAAACAGGAUUUGCCGAGGAUUUUGAUAAUAAGCGUGUCAGUUGUGGGCGUUAUUCUUUUGUUCAUAAACAUUGGCUUAGUGGCUGGAUGUAUGCUCAAAAGGAGAGCGAAAAGAAUGAGAGAACAAACCAAUCAGACGUCGAAAUCUGCGACGAUCGAAAUGUACGCCCCGAGCAGCUACAACGACACUGUCACAGGGGAAACGCUGUCUUCGGUGAGCGAGAAGAGCGAAACUUACAGCAACGAAGGUAGCAACCAUGAUUACGUGGACGAGGGCAGGAAGCCGGCCUCCAACUCGUACCUGAUCGAGCACCAGCCGGACUAUCCAGGGGCGUACACGGCCUACGAGAUGCAGAUGCCCGCGCAAACGGGCACGCUGGGCAUGGCCCACACGACCCACACGCUUCCCCAUCCCCACCACCACCGCCACAUGGCGCACGACCAGCGGCCUAGAGCCAGGGACGACCAGAGUCUCGGGUACCAUGGCGGCAUGUCAGCGAAAUCAUCGUACGUCAGCGCACCCACCCCCACUCCGCCCGCAGACGGCUCCUACUACAACAUGUCGGACCGCUACCUCUCCUACCCGCCGCCGCUGGACUUUCAGCCCGCCCCGCCCCUCGCGGACCACGCCCACCUAUCUCAUGGCCACGCCCCCGCCACGCCUCCUCUCCCCGCCAACGGGCAGGCGCUGCGCGUGCGCGGUGUGCCGCCGCCAGACGUGUUGCGCAACACCAGCCAGAAUGCGCAGAUGCUCGGCCAGAAUGCGCAGAUCCUGCAGGCGCAGUCGCUGGCGCAGAAGAGGGAGUUGAGCAGUUUCGGGAACGGGUAUGGGGGAAGUGAACAGGAGGGACAUCUGGUGUGA